This is a messenger RNA of Spirodela intermedia, 9944 nucleotides long. The record is from the annotation of a GenBank genome assembly. NCBI's taxonomy places the organism in Eukaryota, Viridiplantae, Streptophyta, Magnoliopsida, Alismatales, Araceae.
AUGUCACUGACGGCGGCGAUUCAGAGCGUCUCGGCGCUGGUCUCUUCUGCCAAGUCGUCUUCCUUCCUGGGGCAGGGCGUCGGGCCCGAAACCAGGUUUACAUCGUUGGGCAUUCCUGACUCUCCUCUCGCACGCUCAGGGAAAUCGCAGCUCUCGUUCCGUAACACGCUCUCGGGUAUGUCUUUCGCAGUUUUUCGAUGCCGCUGCUGCCGUCACGAAAGCUUUCCGUCUGCAAGUGUGUGUCCGCCGCGCCGCCCACCGAGCAGACUGGUCCUCUAUCUCUCUCUCUCUCUCUCAAGCACCCACCUUUUGUGUGAUUGGCAAUUUCAUUGCUGAUUGCAAGCUUCUCCUUCUUCUUCUUCUUCUUCUUCUUCUUCUUCUUCUUCUUCUUCGUCUUAUUCUGUUUCCUUGUUUCUCUUCCCUUUCUUGCUGUGAAGCUCAUAAGACCAAGGUGGCUCGGAAUGCGAACAUGGCGAAGCUCCAAGCUGGUUAUUUAUUCCCCGAGGUGUGUACGACCCUCUCUUUAUAACUCGGUCUCCUGUACUUAGGGAACGUCCAUCCCCAGAAGGUUUGAUAUUUGUUGCCAUUAACGUGAGUCACUAACUGGGCGAGGCCUGUUGUUUGGCCAGGGUUUUUCAAACGGAAUACGAAUAUAUGUUUAAUUUCCCUGAGAUAAUGGCGUUCCGCAAAAAAAAAACUUCUUGUUUUGGAGGAGUCCAUAGCCGUAAGAACAGAUUUGAUGGAUAUCUGUUGUGUUUUUUUUUGUUGUGAGAAGCACCAUAUUUAAGCGAAGCAACAGGACCCACUUGAUGCUCAAUUAUUUCACUGCUAUAUUGUUCAUAAUCCGACUCUUGGCCUGCCUGAUUGCCUUUGAAUUGUUCUGCCGAGUGGUGCCUAACUAGUUUAGUUUCUGUGGCUUUUCUUCUUGCCAACAGAUCUAUCAUUUGGUGAUGGUGUAGAUUUGUAUCGUUGCUCAUCUGUUGAUACUGAUCAAACGAGUAUGUGCAUAAAAAAUAUUUCAGUGGAUGGGUUCAGCCAACUCGUGAAAAGAUGAAAGUUUCAUGAUUCAUUGAUUUCAUCAGUAAUGACUCUGUAUUUUGAAAAAUACCACAAAAGCUGAGAAUUGAAUAGAUACUGCCUUCGCUUCUGGUUAACUUUUUUACCAAGCAAAUGUCUAUUCCUCUUCUUGUGCUUUGGUGGCUUCACUAUCUUAUCAUGACGAUUUUCGAUCUGUGUUUGUUCUUACUUUUAAUGGUUCGCAUGAAAUCUGUCCUUGUUUUUGAAGAAAAUUUGCUCACUCAAAUUUGUAAUGUCAAAAGGAAAAUGCCUUGAAUCAUCUGCCUUAGUUAAUUGCAGAUUCAUGUUUCCAUUAAAGAUAUACUUCUUUGAAGCUUGAAUCUCUCUAGGAAAGAAAAAUUCUGUGCAGCUGCCAAACAUGAAUAUCUCCUCUCCUCUACAGUUUGAAGCUUGCAUUCCGUGAGAAAAAAUCUUUAGCUACGCUCAAAUCUUUAUUCAACAUGAUGUCUCUUAAGGGAUCAACAAAAUCUCAUCCCCUUUCAUCUUUGUACUUGUUCAUGUUUAAAUAGUGAAUUCUGCCAAUAGUUAGUGCUUGUUAGUCUAACUGGGCACUGGCUUUGAGGGCAUUGGUCUCACAUAGUACUGAAUUAAGACAAUUUAUGUUUUUCGUUGCUUCUUUGCGAGCAUCUUGAUUUUGCAGCUGUGAAGAGUGAAGUACAUUGUGUUUAAAUUAAUUCCAUAUUCUCUUAAUUUCUAGAGGCAUAUAUGUAUAUCUGCUGGAAUGCCAUUUGGCCAUUGAUUAAUGUGGACGAUGUUUCAAUGUAGAUGACCUUUGCCUUUGUCAUGACAUGGAAGAAAGAUGAAGGCAAACAUUUUGAGACUACGUCAGAUGACGUGAUGAUAUUUUUAGCUCUUCAAAUAAAUAACUGAAAUCAAAAGAUGCAUUUUCAGAAUGUCCAGGUCAUUUUAUUUCCUUUGUUUUUUAUUUCUCUUCUAUAGACUGAUGAGGAGUCUUAGGUCUGACUUUCUCUUCAUCUGAAACCCUUCGGAAUUCCAUUGAAAAAUCACAUAGCCCAGAAUGAGAGGCAAGACUUUAAUUUUUAACUCACCAUGAAAUUUGAAAUUCUGUAUGGGUAUUCCCGGAGGUUCAAUCAUUAGUUUCUCCAUUAAAACUUUUGGUCUUCCUUCGACAUUUGGUGGACUAUGUUGUAGAUUGGAUGGAAAUGUUUGGGAACUUGGAUUUCAUGUUGAGAGGCAAUUGGCAAAGUACUUGUUUCUGAAUGCUGAAGUUGGCGUCCAUCCAUACAAUUAGUGGGUCAACCUCCAUUUUCAAGGCAUCCAAAAUAUCCAGCAAAAAAUAGACCAUGUUACUCCGUUAUUUUCACUCCAUUUUCUUCGUCAUUGACCUGUAUCUUGUCCUCUCUUUUUUCUCUUUUUUUUCCUCUUUAUCUUCUAUACCAUUCUCAUCCAUCUCUUCUUCUCUGACAGACUUUGAUUGCCUCUUUCUAUCUUUGUCCCCCUAUUCUAUUCCGUUGAGAAAAAGAAGACUGAUAAGAGUCAUUGCCAGACUAAUAUCGGUUUGGAAAAUGUUAAUUAGAUUUCAUUCAAUCUUCAUGAGAUAGUGGAGUCUAAGGUUCCUUAAAUCUCAUGUGAGAAGUAUGAGCAAGGCAAUGCAAGAAGUCAUAUUCAGGGUCUUUUUAAUGAGAAAGCUUUGUGAUGGUGGUGUUCUCUAUUUAUACUUGCCCCAUGAUGUCUUUAAUGCAGUUUUUGCAGUGGCAUGAUGUCAAAUGGUUGAUGGGCAUUAAAAAGGCAACAUUGUAGCUUAAAUUAUAUCAGUGAUCACAUGGGACCUAAAAGAGUUUUGUAAAGGGUGCAACCAUGUCAUGAUAAUAAAUCUUUCUGAUGUAACACUAGAUCAAACAAAACUUGGCCAUAAAUAUUGAGGUCGUAAAUAUUUUAUGCGUCGUUUACUAAUCAAACAGAAUGAAAUAUGGAGGUGAUAAGGAACGGUGCUAGGGAGAUGACGACAAGUGUAGGAACUAGUACCACCAAAUCUUUUCUUAUUUCUACUUGCCAGGCCUAGGAGAGCAACACAGAUGUGAGCUCAACACUCAAAUCUCUUCUUACUUUCUCCACUAGGCCCAGACUCAUUCCUCUGUCUUGGAAUUGGUAUGGGCCAGAGGUGUCUUCUUCCCUUCUUUUUUCUGCAUUUCCUGCACUCUUUUUCUUCUGGCAUUUCUUUCAGCGUCCCUGCUUGUUUGCGUCUUGCUAAAGUUGUCCAUAGAUUGAAAUUCGUUGUCUGUUGAGGUUGGUUAUUGUGGAAGUAAUGGUAGUUUACAGGAAAGAAAAAGUGCUAUUAUUCCCUUCUGUGGACGCUUGCAUUGUCAUAAAUGAGUCCGGACAUAGGUAAUAGCUCUAUACAUGAUGUAGAACAGAUUGGUGGGAAAUAAGAGAGGCCAAAAAAGUGCAGCCAAGAAGGCUUGAAAUUGUAAAGUGUCAGAGACUCAAAUAGAAUUGUCUAGGUGGUUCACAGGCAUAAUGCGUUUUCUCUUUAUAGGCUUAAAAAUUGUUUCCUUUUGUCCUGAAAAUCUUAUCCAUUAGCAGACUUUCUUAUCACAUGCUAUAUGUUUUUGCCUACUUAUAGGGGACACACUGCUAUUCAAGAUGGUAUCUUUGACUCAUGAUGUUAUUUUGAUCUAUUUCUCUCUCUCCUCGUAGAUUCAAGAAGCCUCCUUUUUUGAUUCUUGUAGAUUCAAGGAUACCUAAUUUCGUCUUUUGUAUAUUCAACUUCCAGUCUUCUUUCUGGGUUCUGCUACGUCACUUUAUUUAUGUAAGAAUCUCAUUUUUGUAUUCAUUAUAUUAAAAGGACUGAAAAGGUUUCUUUUGAAAUAUUGACACUGUUGACACCAUUAUUUUCCCUUUUCAUAACCUUAAGUGGUUAUCAUUAUAAUCAGGUCGUGUGCAGUUCUGGAGAGGAUUAAUUGAAGAUGCAAUUUUAAGAUUAUAGGUUUUCAUGAUAUACCCCAUAAGUAGUAACCCGGGGAAAGUGGAAUCUACUUGCUUUAGCACUUACCUAUUGUAUGACAUAUUGUCAAUAUUAUUUUUACGCUAUUCUCCUUUAAUGUCUGUAUUUUUUUUUUAGGAUGUUGUUGUAUUGAGCUUAAUCUGAGUCCUAGCUGUUAAAUCGUAAUUGUAUUUAUUAUUUUGCUGAAUGCUGACCACAAAUUUUUCCUUUAGAAAAGAGGUGUUAUAACUGGAACUUCAUUUUUUUCUCUGAUGCUAGAUUGCAAGAAGGAGAUCAGCACAUAUUUCCAAGUAUCCUGAUGCAAAGGUGAUAAGUCUUGGGAUUGGUGACACAACUGAACCGAUUCCUGAAGUCAUAACAUCUGCUAUGGCUUUGGUAAUGCCAUCUUCCAUCCCGAUUUCUUUUUAUUUAUACAUUUUUUUUGGUGAUUUGAUGAUGAAUUCGAUAUUUAUUUUUCAUGAAAGAGAGGAAAUUAAUCAUGUGGAAUUGAAAAAAGUGUUAUUAUUUGUUGUUCCUUCAUAUAUUUUGAUAGAUAAUCAUUCCUCAUAUGAAACGGCUGCAGUACUUUCCUUAUCUUGUCUUGAAUAUUUGUGAAUGUUUUCGGUAAUGCUAUGCUUUCAGCCUUGAAGUAUUUUUAUGUAGUUUUCUUUGGGAUUUGAUCCUUUCAUGAAAGUGCUGUCACUUAUAAAAGAUAUGAAACAAAAUCUUAGGGGUUUAUUACAUUUGCUAAUGUUGCAAGCUUGCAUGAUGCAGAAUUUAUUUCGGUUAUAUGGCUGUUACAGUGUACUUCAACUUUCUUGAUGAAUAAUUGCUUACAUUUGAUGGAUUUAUCCACUCUAGGUGUAGAAUUGAAAUAUAUUUUGUGGGUGGAUGAGAUUUUUUCAAGUUGAAAGGUGCCUCUGUGUUUUUAAGUUUGGAGUGAAAAUAACCUGGUUAUUUUUAAGUUUUCAAGUUGAACCCUCAAUUUGCCAUUUGAUGUCGAGAAUAACCUGGUUGAUGGUUGAUGCCAAGUAAACCUUGGGAAAGUUAGAGACCUUCCAGUUCACAACUUACUUAGGGUUUGCCGAUUAGUUUCCCCUUUGUUCUGACUAAUACGAACCAAACAUUGUAGAUUCUAGGGAUGGAACAUGUUAGAUUUUUCCACGUCCAAGUCUGAAUUUUCUAAAUUAGUUUAUGUUAUGACAAACUUUUUAUACAGAUUUGUAUGAGCCAUAGCCGAGUUACUCUGAGACCUAACUGCAAUAGUUUGAUCUGACAUGAUUUUUCGUGUCUUGAUUCAAGUGGACGCGAACAUUUUAAAUUUAUUUGAGUUUUCUGGCCUUCCAACUCGGAAUCAACAGUGUAGAGUGGAGCCUGGGUCAAUAUUUGUGGCCAAAUGAGCUAAAGAUGUUGAAAAGCACAUGUCAUACGUUCUUGUGUAUUUCAUUUUCGUCCAUAGACAAGUGGAUCAAUUCUUAUUAUCUCACACUCGCAUGGUUAUGAAGAAUAUUGUCUUUAUGUUUUUUGCUUAUCCACUCUUAGUCUUUGUCUAUGGCUCUCGGAUGAAGCACUAGAACAUGAAAUGUUUUCGCAGUCCUUCAACCUUUUAUAUAUCCAUGAACAUGAUGCGAUGUCCCAGUGGUUUAUGCUCAUCAAGUUAAUAAAUUUAUCUUUUCCAAAACAAAACAUCGAAGAAGCAUUCAUUGUUGUUGUGACAACGGAAAUUGAUACUUUUCUUUCUUUUUUUAAGUAAAUAUAGUUGAGCAUCGUGUGUGCGAGUUUGAAGAUCAUUGCUUAAAACAUUAGAGUAUGAAGUUUUGAAGAUUUCUAUUUCAAUUUCAAUUAAAAAAAGGAAAGUCCAUUUGUGCAAUUUAAUUUUUUCUGUAACUCAGAAAUUAAUAGAUCUUUUGUUGCAUCCAAAUGCACUUAUGUUUAACUAAAACUUUUUGUCUACAGAGAGCAAAAGAAUUAUCAACUUUUGAAGGUUAUAGUGGUUACGGGGCUGAGCAAGGAGAGAAGGUUUGGACUUUUUGUUUGCUUUAUCUUAGAUAAAUUUGUCUUUGCGACUUGUCCAUGCCAUCAUAUUUUAUAUGCAUAUGUAUUGCAUCUGCCAUGAUUUGUGAUUUGUGGACCUUGGAUCCAUGAAAGGUACGGUGGAAAGAUUUCUUCUUAUUUACUCUAUAGUGACAUUAUGCUAGUUGGUGAUAGCUUUUGUGUUUCCCUCUCGCGAAAAAACUGGUUAACUAAAUUUGUUACGCUUGGAUUUGCACCAAAAACAUUAGCAGUUUUUAAUGCAAUAUGCCAAGAUAAAAAUAUGGUAAACUUACAUGAUAUCCAUCAGCAUUGUAACAAAUAUAAAAUCUUCUAGGACACUCCUUAUCAAGUUAGUUGCAGAUAGAAGCACUAGACACUAGUCACAUCUCAAGUUUGUGAAAUUGAAUAGGUCUAGUUCAAGAAGCUUCACCUUAAGUCUGUUACAUGAGAUACGGGAAACUAUCCAGGGAGCCGUAUUCAGGAUGUUCACGUUCUAGGCUCAGCUUAAAUUUUCGUGGUAAAACUAUCUAAAAUAUAAUGCAUUAUUGAGAUGUAGCGACAUCUUAUAAUCUUCUUCAUUUGUUAAUAUAUUUUGAUGCAUUAUGAAGCAGAACUCACCUACUAAUUGCUCCACCACUGGUGGGCCUUGACAUGGAUCUGUAAUAUAAUUCAACUCUGAUCAUGAUACAGUAAAGAAUAAGCGUUGAUAUUGAGGAGCCCUUGCCAUUAGCGGUCUACUGAAUCAUUUUUUUCCCGUUUAUGUAAAAAUUAUGGCUUUAGGGAAUCAUAUUACUGUUUUACUUUAUUUCUUUGUUUGUGUUGAACUUAAUAAACUUUAUUCUUAUUUUACUUAUGUUACUUGUGAUUGUAUAUUCACCAAAGUGAUAAAGAAAUUUUAUUUUCUGGAAUAAAACUUACAAAGAAACAAAUAGAACCAAUUUGUUUUUCAGCUAGAUCAUGGUCUUAUUUAUCAGCUUUAGUCAACUAAUAAGGAUCUUAUUGGUACCAAUUUUUCGAAUGCAUCCUAUGGUCAGUGCCUUGUUCAGUGUGAUAGGUGAAAAUUUUGUGACAAUUUCAUUAUUUAGUUUAACCAGAAGUUCGUAAUGAGGGAUAAGGAUCAAAAUUAUACUUAAUUGGAAGCUUAUAAUGGAGAAAUCAUAAAACUGAAUGUGGAAUUUUUACUAUAUGGCCAACCUGAUUCUGUACCGUUAAUGAAAUUUGGAGCCGAUUUCGUCAUUUAGUUUAACUAGAAGUUCAUUGUGAGGAGUUAUUAGCACAUACAUACUUCCGAAUGAGAAGUUUAUUAAGAAGUUUUCUUGCAAACAUACCCAACAGAGAAUUUGAAAUCCUUUGGUCAUUGUCUUUUCUUAAAUUAUUUUUAUUAGAGCCAGGUUUGCAUUUGUAUCCUUUACUGCACCAACAUUUGUCUUUUCUUUCUCUCAAGGUUAAAGCUGUAAGGUGAGUCGUCAAGCACACUCUUUUGCAAUGCAGCUCAUGCACUAAAAUUUUAUGAGAUUAAUUCGUCAAUUAAUCAUGGAAUACUCCCAUUGGACUAAUUGAGCAGAAAGAUAAAUACUACCAUGUGAGUAAACUUUCUAAUCUCUUUUCUGCAGAAACUGAGGGCGGCAAUAGCAUCAACCUACUAUAAAGAUGUUGGCAUAGAAGAAAAUGAUAUUUUUGUCUCAGAUGGUGCAAAAUGUGACAUUUCUCGUCUUCAGGUGGACUUUUUUAGCAUUUUUUAGCAUUUCUUGUACUUGGGCGAAAAUGCUCUACUAUGUCAUAGGGAAAAAUGAUAAUGCUGGCUCCUUGAACGGAAUAAUUUUCCUUUCUCUAGUUAUUUUGUAUGCAAUUUCUCGUGGAAUAUAUCUGCUUAUUCUUUAUUCAAAUGUAUUCAACUCUGAAAAGUUUUUUUUUUAAUGUUUUAAUUCUUCUAUUCUAUCUGCAGCUUCUAUUUGGAGCCAAUGUGAAGAUAGCUGUGCAAGAUCCAUCCUAUCCGGUAAAGUCUUUGUGGCUGCUUGUAUUAUUCCUUCUCUUACCUGUUUAUGAGACAGAAACAGGAAGAUUCUGCUCUCCAUCAAUUGAUUACUACGAACUUGUUCGCUAGUUUAGUUUCCUUAUUUUAGCAUUUUAACUCUGUUAAGAUUCAAAAUUAAGAUUAUUUUUUUCAAUUGGUCACUUAAGCACUUAAGCUCACAUCCUUGAGAAACGAUCUCAUUUUUCUGAAUAUGUUAUUUUAACCAUUGCUCUAAACUACAGGCGUAUGUUGAUUCUAGCGUCAUCAUGGGGCAGACUGGUUUAUACCAGAAGGAUGUCGAGAAGUUUGGAAAUAUUGAAUAUAUGAGAUGCACACCUGACAAUGGUUUCUUUCCUGAUUUGUCAAAUGUAUCUGAGACUGAUGUCAUCUACUUCUGUUCACCAAACAAUCCAACGGGGUCAGCGGCGUCCAGGGAUCAGCUGACUAAGCUUGUGAAUUUUGCCCGGGCCAAUGGAUCAAUCAUAGUGUAUGAUUCUGCUUACUCCAUGUAUAUCUCAGACGACAGUCCUCGCUCCAUCUUUGAAAUCCCUGGUGCAAAGGAGGUAAGCUCAAGAAAAUGUGUUCUUCACGUUUUAGGCAUAUGCUAGAGUGAAUAAUGUUUUAAUUUUCAAUGAGAAUGCUAGCGUUUGAAUAGUUUUCACUUCCUCUCGUACCCCACCUCGUCAGGGCUCCAUAUCUUCUCUGGUUUUCAGCGUUUUAUUUUUCUGGAUUCCUUCUUACCAUAGUUGCACUUAGUAUAUUAAUGAUCCAAAUUAAAAAGUAUUGUGGUGACGGGAUUCUGCUCCUGCCAGGAACACAAGCUGGCCAUGGAACAGCCCUCCUAUACUCUUUCAUUCUCACUUUCCUGCAGAGUUCUCGCAGGAAAGCUUACAAAGAAAUCUGUCUCAACCCCGCUUGAGGAAAGCAUGCAAAAAAAUUUAGUAACCACUUAGUUUGAAUUGGUGUGAGUAUAGCUCCGGAGAAGGAUGAUGCCCUCCGGUCGACUCAUGUCAACUUUAGACAGCGUACUUGGGCUGACAUGAAUCAGCCAAUGAUGUUGAAAGAUGAGGGGAAGCCACAUUUGCUGAUAUCUUACUGAUCAUAGUGCAUGAUUAAACGAGAAGCCAAAUUAUUUUCUGGACAUAGUCAAGUAUUUCUGAUCUUCCUAGACAGUUAUUUUGACAUUGAAUACUGUCUGUAAUUAGAAAUAUCUACAAGGAUCUCUUUCAUCCAGUCGUGGGUUAUUGUGUCCCAGGUGGCCAUCGAGACGUCGUCCUUCUCUAAGUUUGCAGGCUUCACUGGCGUCCGUCUGGGAUGGACGGUCGUUCCCAAGGAGCUGGUCUUUUCUGACGGGUUCCCCGUCGCCAGGGACUUCAACCGCAUAGUCUGCACCUGCUUCAAUGGGGCCUCCAACAUCGCCCAGGCAGGCGGCCUGGCUUGCCUCUCGGAGGAGGGUCUCAAGGUGAGGGUCACCAGGAUCAUCAUCAUCAUCAUCAUCAUCAUCAUCAUCAUCAUCAUCAUCAUCAUCAUCCGUUGACUUUUCCUUUCUUCUACCAAAAAAACCAAAAAUUCCUACUUCAGGCGAUGAACAACGUGGUCAACUUCUACAAGGAGAACACCCAGAUUAUCGUCAACACCUUCAGCUCUAUGGGCUUCAACGUGUACGGCGGACAGAACGCGCCGUAUGUGUGGGUGCACUUCCCGGGCAGGAGCUCGUGGGACGUGUUUGCUGAGAUUCUUGAGAAGACCCACCUGGUGACCACCCCGGGCAGCGGGUUCGGACCUGGCGGCGAGGGGUUUGUCAGAGUCAGCGCCUUCGGCCACCGCGAGAAUGUUCUGGAAGCCUGCCGGAGGUUGAAACAGCUGUACCAAUGA